CCUGCUGCGGUUCGCCCUCCCGCCGCGAGAGACCCCGGCUCCUUCCAUAGCGCCUCGCACCACCUCCAGUCUGGUGUGCCAGAGCCAUUUUGGCUGAUGGCAAGACGCUCCCUACUAGCCUUCUCAUGUCGGUUUCUACCCACCCAGGUCCGUUUAUCAAGCCCUUCAGACACACUGGCAGGUGCUGUGCCAGACGCUGCCUCUGAGGUUGGCCCGGUCCCCUAGAAGGCAGAUAGUUCCCCCUGUAGGUUUCGAUUAGCAGACAGUUCUUUGCACUGGGAGUCUUCGACUGGAGCUGUGAACUCCUCUGCCCGCGUCCCCCUACCUGGUGGGCUUUAGAACCAUGGCAACGGAGGAGAAGAAGCCAGAGACAGAGGCCGCCAGAGCACAGCCCACCCCUUCCUCCUCGGCCGCGCAGAGCAAGCCUACCCCCGUUAAACCAAACUAUGCUCUAAAAUUCACCCUGGCUGGCCACACGAAAGCCGUGUCCUCUGUGAAAUUCAGCCCGAACGGGGAGUGGCUGGCAAGUUCAUCUGCUGAUAAACUCAUUAAAAUUUGGGGAGCGUAUGACGGAAAAUUUGAGAAAACCAUAUCUGGUCACAAGCUGGGGAUAUCAGAUGUGGCCUGGUCGUCAGAUUCCAACCUCCUUGUUUCCGCCUCAGAUGAUAAAACCCUAAAGAUCUGGGACGUGAGCUCGGGAAAGUGUCUGAAAACCCUGAAGGGGCACAGUAACUACGUCUUUUGCUGUAACUUCAACCCCCAGUCCAACCUCAUCGUCUCGGGCUCUUUUGAUGAAAGCGUGAGGAUAUGGGACGUGAAAACAGGGAAGUGUCUCAAGACUCUGCCUGCACACUCGGACCCGGUUUCAGCUGUUCAUUUUAAUCGGGAUGGAUCCUUGAUAGUGUCAAGUAGCUACGAUGGUCUCUGUCGGAUCUGGGACACCGCCUCUGGCCAGUGCUUGAAGACACUGAUCGAUGACGACAAUCCUCCUGUGUCGUUUGUGAAGUUCUCUCCAAAUGGCAAGUACAUCCUGGCCGCGACCUUGGACAACACGCUGAAACUCUGGGACUACAGCAAAGGGAAGUGCCUGAAGACAUACACCGGCCACAAGAAUGAGAAAUACUGCAUUUUUGCCAAUUUCUCAGUCACUGGCGGGAAGUGGAUCGUGUCUGGUUCCGAGGACAACCUGGUGUACAUCUGGAACCUGCAGACCAAGGAGAUCGUACAGAAAUUACAGGGCCACACAGACGUUGUGAUCUCAACAGCCUGCCACCCGACAGAGAACAUCAUCGCCUCGGCCGCGCUGGAGAACGACAAGACCAUCAAGCUCUGGAAGAGUGACUGUUAGGCGCUGUGGGCGCCGCGGGGGGGACGGUCAGGAAGGUGCCCCGGCGGCAGGAGCGCGGUGUCUGGAAGGGCGCCCCUCGGUCUGGGCCUGGGGGUCGGGACGGGCCUGGAUUAAGCCGCCUCUGAGGACGAUGUGGUGGAGGGGGUGUCUACCACCGGAAAGUUCUAGAAGUUGCUGGUGACAUUUCUUGCUGAUCCCUCUCACACUGUCUGGGGAAGUUUGUAGUCUGUAUUGUGUUCAGAGUCAACAAAAAUUUUUAAUUUUUUAUUACAGAAGGGUGAAGUUCAAUUUAUCAUGAGUUGUGUUUUUUUCCAGUAAAUGUUCUGUCCCUUCUUCGGUAUGUAAGCACCCAAUGCAAGCGCUGUGAGCCCCCGCGGCCAGCCCCCCGUCUGUUCAGUAGAUGCUCUAGCGACCCGGCCCGCGGUCACCGGUUCCUGCUGGAGCGCCGAGUGUUGUUUCAAAGUCUUUCUGGAAAACGCAGAACACUGUAAGGUUAAUCCCGUGUAAAAACCCUUUGUGUGGGAGUUCGUGGUCCCUGUGCCGACAGUGUGGUGUCGUGCCGUAGCUCCCCGCGUCCCCCCCGCGUCCGCGACGCGCACGGCCACCAGCUGUGGUACGAGGUGGGAGUCUCGCCGCCGCGCUGGGCUUCUCCCGCCAGGCCCGCGUGUGCUCGGCCCCUUCCUGAGAAGUCCUUGGUGGCAGGAGGUUGAGGAUGGCCGCGGGAAGGACUCGGCUCUCCUGUAGGUCGGGAGUGCGUCACGGGGGCCGGGGACAACCCGGGGCAGUGUGGCUGGAGAGGAGCCGGCCUGGGCUGCGGGAGGCCCCGGUUCCGAGGCCUGGGCUCAGGCUGGGCUUCGGAACCCGCAGGCUUGCUGGGGGCCUUGGGGCCGGCACUGGGAGCCGCCCGCUCCAGCGGGCCUCUCGGUGGUGGUUGGAACCUCCAGCAGCGCGGUUGCCAACGGUGGGGGGGAGCGGGGGUGGUGCUGUGCUGAUCCCAGGCGCGGGACCCCUGUCCACACCCCCGUCCUCCGCCAGCAGCAGGUGGCUGAAGCGUGGGCCCUGCCUGUGCUGGGUCUGUGGAUGGAGCCGCGCCCACCCUGCCUUUCCUAAGGCCCUGAGUCCUGGGAGGGGGAAUAGGGGGCUGCCCUCGACGGGCUUCCGGGGCCCCCUCCAGUGGCCACUGUCACUUGGACAGCGCUGACCAUUCUGGUAGAAGGCAUGUGGAAACCGGCUUCCUUCUGUUUCCCCGGCCUCUCCCCGGGAGGUGGACAGCAGGUGGGCUGUCCCGCUGGAGUGACAUGUGGUCAGCGCUCGAGGGGCUGUGGGGGGGGCCUGGUUUGCCACAUAUUUUGGUAGGAAGCGCGAAGGUAUUGCUGCCCGCCCCUGGGAGCAGGGGGGUGUGGACACGGAGCUCUGUGCCCUUGGAUAUAGUUUAUUUUUUCUACGUUUGAAUUCUCUGUUGUAGAUUUGUGUAAAAAUACAUUCUCUCUUUUAAAAAUAAAAAUUUUCAUGUCUUGUAA
This is a messenger RNA of Leptonychotes weddellii (Weddell seal), 2868 nucleotides long. Lineage: Eukaryota; Metazoa; Chordata; Mammalia; Carnivora; Phocidae. The record is from RefSeq and is a predicted model, not a curated record.